AUGGCAGACACGGACCCAAAACUUCAAGAUCAGGUUAUGGCUGGUGAGGAUGAUAAUAAUGAUGAGGAAGAGAUCUCAGCCAUGAAGCGUCGAGUCGCAGAGAUGGAGGAGGAAGCAGCCAAGCUUAGGGAAAUGCAGGCAACCCUUGAUCAACAAAGCACUGAUCUUAGAGAAGAUAAGGAAGACAUUGAUAGCCGCAGUAUCUUUGUUGGAAAUGUCGAUUACUCUGCUUCGCCAGAAGAUAUUCAAGCUCACUUCCAAAGUUGUGGAUCUAUUAACCGUGUAACAAUCUUGCUUGACAAGUUCACUGGUCAUCCUAAGGGGUAUGCGUAUGUUGAGUUUGUUGAACCAAGUCUUGUUGCACAAGCUUUGGUGCUCAAUGAGAGUGUCUUUAAGGGUCGCAACCUUAAGCGUGGCCGUGGUGGUCGAGGAGGCGGUAGAGGCCGUGGUGGCUUUUUUGGUGGCGGUCGUGGUGGCGGCUAUUCUCCUCGUGGAGGAUACCGUGGAGGUUACAGAGGUAAUCGUGGUAGAGGUUUCACACCAUACUAA
Messenger RNA from Sclerotinia sclerotiorum 1980 UF-70, 549 nucleotides. RefSeq lists its product as hypothetical. Bases 1 to 549 code for a protein of 182 amino acids. The transcript has 4 exons. The record is from RefSeq and is a predicted model, not a curated record. Lineage: Eukaryota; Fungi; Ascomycota; Leotiomycetes; Helotiales; Sclerotiniaceae. Gene Ontology annotation, molecular function: RNA binding.